AUGACUUUGGGGUCGUUUUUGGGGCCGUCUCCCCUCCUUCCUCUCCACCUUUAUGACCCUGGGGUCGUUUUGGGGGCCAUCUCAAUGCCUUUGCAUCCAUUCCAAUGACUUUGGGGUCAUCUCAGUGCCUUUGGGAUCAUCUCAAUGGCUUUGGGGUUGAUCUUGGUGUCAUCUCAGUGGCUUUGGGGUCAUUUCAGUUCCUUUGGGGUCAUUUUUGGGGCCGUCUCCCCUCCCUUCUCUCCGUCUUUAUGACCCUGGGGUCGUUUUUGGGGCCCACGUCGCAGCUGGACGAGUUCUACGUGGGUCAGAUCCCCCUGAAAGAAGUGACCUUCGCCCGCCUCAACGACAACGUCCGCGAGCCCUUUUUAGCCGAAAUGUGCCGCAAAUACGGCGAGGUGGAAGAGGUGGAGAUCCUCCAUCACCCCAAAACCCGGAAACACCUCGGCUUGGCCCGCGUCCUCUUCACCAGCACCCGCGGCGCCAAGGAAACGGUGAAGCACCUCCACAACACGCCGGUGAUGGGCAACGUCAUCCACGUCCAGCUGGAUAUCAAAGGGCAGCAGAGGAUGAAGUAUUACGAGCUGAUCGUCAACGGCGCCUACACGCCCCAAACCGUGCCCACCGGGGGCAAGGCAGCGGGGGACAAGGCCGAGGCG
Lagopus leucura (white-tailed ptarmigan) is the source of this 656-nucleotide messenger RNA. RefSeq names its product histone-lysine N-methyltransferase SETD1A-like. Lineage: Eukaryota; Metazoa; Chordata; Aves; Galliformes; Phasianidae. The transcript is spliced from 3 exons. Gene Ontology annotation, cellular component: Set1C/COMPASS complex. The annotation marks the transcript as partial. Gene Ontology annotation, molecular function: histone H3K4 methyltransferase activity; RNA binding. The record is from RefSeq and is a predicted model, not a curated record.